Messenger RNA from Cooperia oncophora, 1027 nucleotides. The record is from the annotation of a GenBank genome assembly. Lineage: Eukaryota; Metazoa; Nematoda; Chromadorea; Rhabditida; Trichostrongylidae.
UCUAACUGCAGGACUAUUCACUGUUAGUAGCGAUCUGUUGCAUUUCCUAUUGGUUCCUGAAUCCAAUGAUUUCACAAAUGAUGAGAAAUACAUCCGUCAGCAAAUGAGAAAAAUGGCAACUAUACUGUAUGAGAUGCCUCUCAGGGCUCUCGUUUUGUGUGCUCAAGCUUCCGCCCAGCUAUGGCGUCGCAAUGGAUUCUCUCUAGUGAAUCAAAUUCACAAUUAUUACUCACCUCUCUGUCGAACGGAAAUGUUCGACAGAGACUUGUUGAUGAUGCAGGUUGGAGCCGCUAUCCGCCCACCGACUGAUUUUCUGCUGCACAUCAUAUGCCGGUUCCGACUAGUCCAGUGGGCUGAUCAGUCUGGUGAUGGCGGAUCGAAACAUUCCACACCGUUCGGAAAAAUGGAACCCGAAGAAACUGGGAAAAUCAUCGUCAUACUAGCAGAAGAAAUGCUGCAUUUGCUGAUCAUGAUACUUGGAGAACGAUACCAUCCUGGUGUGGGAAAGUGCACGUUUACGGAUCAAGUACAGCGUGAAGUCAUCCAUGUGCUUUGUACCGGACCACAACCUUUCAGUCAUAUCCAAAAGAGGAUGUCUCAUGAUCCUAUGGUGGAGCGCAUAUCGUUGCAUGAAGUCGUCAACAGUGUCGCGAACUUUGUCAAACCAACGACAACCUCAGCUGGACAGUUUUAUCUGAAGGAGUCAUUACUCACUGAAUACAAUCCCUUCUUCUAUCACUACUCGAAAAGCGAUCUUUCGCAGGCCGAACAAUACCAGCAAAAAAUACGCUCAAAGCUUGAUCGGAAGCUACAAGCGUGUCCACCGCCCAUGCCUGUUGAGUUUGAACCAUUCUUCGCUUCAGUUCGAAACAUAUUGAAGACUCCAUGUCUAAUCAAAAUUCUGAAACUGGUUCUGGAUAGAACAGGAAAACGGAGUCGCUUUUCGAGUGAUCGUCUUUUCCAUCGGGUUUGUGAAACUGAAUUCCUUUGUUCAUUUUAUUGGUGUGAAACUUGUCACUUGUUUUGA